GCCGCAGAGCCCGUGAGGCUCCCGGAAAUGAAGCCGCAGACGAGGGGCUGUGCCGUAAAUGGAAAGUGAAAAACGUUGUUGCGCGGCUCUGUUUCAUGGGGGUGAUUGAUAUCAGGCGUCUUUCACAGAGUGUGAGCAGCUGCUGAGGGGGCGGCAGACUUGCCUGUCAGGACAACUGAAGAAGAAGAAGGCGGAGGAGGAGGAUGGCCGGCUUUUUGGAUAACUUCCGCUGGCCCGAGUGUGAAUGCAUCGACUGGGGCGAGAGGAGGAAUGCCGUGGCCUCCAUCGUGGCCGGAGUUCUGUUCUUCACCGGCUGGUGGAUCAUGAUCGACGCCGCUGUGGCGUAUCCAACCCAGGAGCAGAUGAACCACGCCUUCCACACCUGUGGCGUCUUUUCCACCAUCGCUUUCUUCAUGAUUAAUGCAGUUUCCAACGGCCAGGAGGGGGACACGUACGGAGAAGGCUGCAUGGGCCGGACAGGAGCUCGUCUCUGGCUCUUCAUCGGCUUCAUGAUGAUGUUCGGCUCGCUCAUCGGCUCCAUCUGGAUCCUGUUUGGAGGCUACGUAGUGCCGAAGAAAGAAGUGGCUCCGGGGAUGGCUGUGUUCUUUCAGAACGCCUUCAUCUUUUUUAGCACUCUGAUCUACAAGUUUGGCCGCACUGAAGAUUUAUGGGGUUAAGACGUCUCUACAGACACACACACACACACGUAUUUAUAUCCUUGUGGGGACAUCUCAUUGACAUAAUGCUUUCCCUAGCCGUUUACCCUAACCAUCAAAAAUGAACGCCUGACCCUAAACCAAAUCAUAACCUAGUUGAGUCUCAAAAAUGCCUUCAAACUGGGGCCCGGUAUUUUGGUCCCCAUGAGGGCUGCUUGUCCCCACAAGUAUAGUAUACUACCAAAUGUUGGUCCCCAUUAAGAUGUUAAUACCCGUGCACACACACACACACGGCCUUCAGAUGUUUUGUAUUCUGCUGUUUUAAUCGAAGCUGUAAAAACAGUUUUAGUAUUGUUGCUUUUUAAAUGGAGACCAAUCAGUGCUGCUGCGCGCGCACACACGCACGCACGCACGCGCACACACACGCACGCACACACACGUACACACGCACGCACACGCACGCACACACACACGUGUAAAUAUAGUUCUGUUAUGUUUCACUUCUCUGUGUCAGUCUCAGUGUGUUUUGUAAAAUGAGGGAAUUCCUGCUGGCGGGCAGGACCGCCGGUCUUACUGUUAAAGUGUCACUCUGGGAGAUUUCAGCCUCACUUCCUGUUGAUUAAAUGCUAAUAGUCACAUGUUAGCCGUAAACAGCUGGAUGUGAGACUCGCCUCUCGCUCUGACGAGAAGCCGUAAACAAAUAGCUGAGCAAACCGGCCCCGUCCUGCUGUGGUUGGAUGUAGCACAGUCGAGCGGAGCGAUGUGUAGCCGCCACAGGACGGAUGCUAACCUGUUAGCCACAGGUGACACACACACACGUUUCACCUCGUCCAUCAGGUCACGCUCACUCUGGACCGUUUUAAAUAAAAAAUUUUUUACCUCAGACUGUACCUGAUUGGUUUCCAGAUUGUACUUCCUGUGACUCCUCCAAAUUAAAAGUCUGUGAUUGUUACAUGUAUUUUUAAUGAAAAUCUUCCAGGCUGACACUUCAAGGGGGCGGGGCUAAUUUAUAGCUGGAAGCACAUUUGCUGUCUCGUCUCCGUCUGACACUGGAUUAUAAAAGGACGUUUUUUGUUCCUGAACUUCCUGUUUGUGACUACGAUGUGUGUUGAUGAUUUUUCAGUAUUAAAGUUAAAAAUCUCGGCUGCUUCAGUCGUUCCUGAAACAAUAAAAAGUGUUGUGGGCGUG
Molecule: messenger RNA, 1844 nt
Organism: Maylandia zebra (zebra mbuna)
Lineage: Eukaryota; Metazoa; Chordata; Actinopteri; Cichliformes; Cichlidae
Source: RefSeq, a predicted model, not a curated record